AACUCUUCGAUAUCUUGCGACCCCAUCCUGAGGACUAGACUUUUACACUAGAUCCGGUCAGCGUUUUUCUUUUUUUUUUUUUUCGUCGUCUUUUUUUUUUUUUUUGGCACUACCUCGGAGAACAGUUACCUCUCCUCCCUCCUGCCAAAAAAGCGCUUGUUACCUCGCGUGUUUAUUUGGUUUCUUCUGCUCUUCAAGCGCCCCUCUUCUUCCCCAAGUCUCAAGUUUCGAGAUCGCUCCGUUCUUUUUUUUUUUUUUUCUUUUUCUUUUUCUUCUGUCAAGCGUCGUCUCCCGCUUCACCUCUUCUCCCCCUUCCUUGUCAAGUUCCCGUUCAAGUUUUUGAAUGACCAUUGAGCCCAGCUUUGCUUCGCAAAUCCUCAACUUCCCUUGUACCGCCCCGAUCUCUGCCAUCGCCGACGAUACUUCUGCCAUGAUGCUCAUGCUUGAACCCUCAUUUGUCCCGCAAUUCCGCGGCGACCUCAACGACUUUCCCUCGAGCGAUAUGCUCGAAUUCGAUGCCGCACUCCUCGCUUUCGAGGCUGCAGCAGCUUCUGAAGGCCUUGCGCGUGUUUGCAAGCAGUCGCCUUGCGCCUCGGACGCCUCGUCCGUUAGUGAUUCCGCGGUUAGUGACGCCGCAGACCGCGCCUCGUUUGCCAGCGAGCCCGCUUGGCUGAGCCAGACUUUUGACUUUUCGCUCCACUCGAACGCCGACGUCAAGAAGCGUUCUGGCCGUGCUCCCACCCAUCACACCAACACCAAGAACAACAUGUCGUUCAUUGACGAGUCCGUCUCUCCGCGCAAGCGUCGUGCCGAGGAAGCCCUCCGCGAUCCUCGCUCGUCUGGCGCGUCGCAGUCGCUGUCCGGCUCUCCGCGCGUGUCGCCUGUGGCAUCGCCCGCCGUGCACCUCUCCACCGACCGCCAGCUCGAGGCCGGCGAAACGCUCGCCGACUACCUGGACAAGCGCAAGAAGAACAAUGACGCGGUCAAGAAGUGCCGCGCCCGCAAGCGCAUGGCUGUCGUCGCCACCGAGGAAGAGUGCCAGCGUCUCAGCGGCGAGAAUGCUUCUCUGCGCGACCGUGUCGGCAGUCUCGAGGCCGAGGUCGCCUACCUCAAGAACCUUCUCAUCUCUGCCACCGCCGUUGCCGCCAAUCUCGCCUGAAUCGCGGGUUGUUGACUGCGCAGAUGUCUGUUUGUUGUUUUGUUGUUUUGCUGUUGUUUUUGGAUUUCGUGUGUGUGCGUGUGUGCGUGUGUGCGUGUGUCUCUUUGAUGUGCUUCAUUUUGUUUGGUUGACAUGCUGUUCGAUAAUGCAAAAUCAAGUUACAUCCCAAAUUGACUCUCUUCAAGC
Messenger RNA from Capsaspora owczarzaki ATCC 30864, 1345 nucleotides. RefSeq lists its product as hypothetical. Gene Ontology annotation, biological process: regulation of transcription by RNA polymerase II. Gene Ontology annotation, cellular component: nucleus. NCBI's taxonomy places the organism in Eukaryota, Filasterea, Ministeriida, Capsasporidae. Bases 344 to 1159 code for a protein of 271 amino acids. The record is from RefSeq and is a predicted model, not a curated record. Gene Ontology annotation, molecular function: DNA-binding transcription activator activity, RNA polymerase II-specific; RNA polymerase II transcription regulatory region sequence-specific DNA binding. The transcript has a single exon.